Rhincodon typus (whale shark) is the source of this 4874-nucleotide messenger RNA. Its product is annotated as inositol-trisphosphate 3-kinase B-like. The transcript is spliced from 7 exons. Gene Ontology annotation, biological process: inositol phosphate biosynthetic process. NCBI's taxonomy places the organism in Eukaryota, Metazoa, Chordata, Chondrichthyes, Orectolobiformes, Rhincodontidae. The record is from RefSeq and is a predicted model, not a curated record. Gene Ontology annotation, molecular function: inositol tetrakisphosphate kinase activity; inositol-1,4,5-trisphosphate 3-kinase activity. The coding region runs from base 1040 to 2818 and encodes 592 amino acids. Gene Ontology annotation, cellular component: cytoplasm; nucleus.
ACAGAUAGACACACACACACACACUGGGCCAGCCAGUCACUGCAAAGAGAGAGAGAUCGGAAAAUAUCACAGCUCAGCCGAGAUCAACACACACUCGCUGCUGAGAGCCGAGCAGAGCGGGAGUGGAUGUAGCCUGGAGCUAAAGGCAACAAAUUUUAUUUCAACUGGAGCAAAGCAGCGAGUGUCUGAAAGGGGCGUUCUCCUGGAAUCUAGCCCCAUCUCCUACCCCCUUUCCCCCCUCUUGUCUCUUGUGAAGCCAAGCUGGACCGGGGUUUGCCUUCAGUGAAGUUUCGAUGUGCUUCUAAUUGCUGCUCGCCUGGAUUUGGGUAUUGCAAGAAUUUUUUUCUCACCCCACCUCCGCGGCUCGAACUUAGCUGGGACAGCUUUAGGAGGGGUCCCCACGCCACUCCGAGUGUUGGAUCCAGAUUGGGAACUGCAACAAAAAGAUUUCCUCCAGGCCACUGAACGUGACCAAGCGUGCAGCCCCAGAAGUGUGUGUGUCUGUCUGUGUGUUGUUUGGAGAGUUUAAAAGCAGCCUGUCUCCCUCCCACAUACACACACACGUACACACACACACACACAAUGCACUGGAUUUGAACUGCAGCCCUGCAGGCUGGCACCGAUUUAACGAUUAGAGCCAAAGAGGGUGUGGGAGGAGAAUGAUUCUUCAAGCACUGGGCAUCCGGAAUCUGCCCGGGUGCCACUCGGUUUUGUGGAGACCCUGCGGUGCGUUGUAGGGAGGGGACUCAAGGUACACCCUGUCAUCGCUGUCUCCAGCUCCCAGGGACUCUAGGUCCACCUGCCUCCUGGAUCCCUGUGCCCUCCUCCCACCGUUUGAGAGGGGAGUUUUGGUUUCGGGGGGGGCCAUGUUCUGAAUAGUUACUUGCCAGUGGUGAUGCCCAGACCGAUCUCCUAACCUCGGCGAGGUGGGACAACCAACACCUGGCAAGGGGAAGGGGAGGAGGGCACCAGGGAGUUUGAGGCUGGAUAUCAAUGCCCACCCCCACCCCCACCCCCAGCGCUGCCAGCUACUGAUAUUAUGGCUGCUUGUGCCUUGGUCAACCUGGGCAGAAUGAGCAACGACAUCAAGGCAGACUGUCCCCAUCAAACUCGCAGGCUGGCGCUGAAGGUGCCCGAGAGGCACGUCUCCCGUUGCCACGUUCGCCUGGCCCCAAACCCCGGGGUCAACGGCGGGCGUGGGCUCAAGCUGUCACGGUCCAGCGAGGACCUGCCAGCCUGCAGCCAACACCCCGGCGCAGCCCCCCCUCCAGAGGGAACGACCGGCCCCCUCCCUCGGGGGAAACCACAGCGAGGAAGCUCCGAGAGCCCCGCAGGUCAGCGGGAGCCACUCGGCUGUAGGGGCCUGGCCGGAAAAUGGGUGCGCUCCCAGACGGAUGAGGAGGCGUCGGCAGGUACGGGGGUCGCUGGAGGCGGCCAGAUGGACCAGAGACAGCCGCGUGGUUGGGAUGCAGCGCCACUGGCAUUGCCAGGCACCAUGGCGAAGGGAAGCAGCAGAGCUCCAGUCCAGGAGGAAUACAGCCGGCUGACUUGGCACUGCCCCACCAAAGACCAGCAGCUUGGGGAUGGGCUGAAUAGGCUCAGGACUCCAUCCCCAGACCACCCUCUGCCCCAUCAUCCAUCACCACCUCCUGCUGCCCAGCCCGGCCUGGUGGAGAUCCCUCAUGUCAUUGUGACAGAGCACGGGCACGAUGACAGCGGGGAGCCCAACGACGACUGCAAUCCCAAUGGGCCCUGGGUAUUCGUCCGCAAACUCUCCUCCUCAUCAGCCUCCUCUGCCGGCUUCUCCUCCUCCUGGGAUGAGUCAGAGGAAGACAUCUCGAGUGACCCGGACAAAGGAGGUGAUGUCAGCUCGGCCUUCCUCCAGACCCUGGAGCGUGAGCCCAAACCCAGGGUGAGUAAAUCCUGGAGGAAGAUCAAGAACAUGGUGCAUUGGUCACCCUUUGUAAUGUCCUUCAAGAAACGCUAUCCAUGGAUACAGCUGGCAGGACAUGCAGGUAGCUUCAAGGCCGGAGCAAAUGGCAAGAUUUUGAAGAAGUAUUGUGAGUGUGAGCAGAGGUGCCUGGGCCAGCUGAUGGAUGAUGUGCUGUGCCCCUAUGUGCCAGCUUACCACGGUGAGGUGGAGAAGGAUGGUGAGAGGUACAACCAGAUGGAUGAUCUGCUAGCAGAGUUUGACCUGCCCUCCGUGAUGGACUGCAAAAUGGGAGUGAGGACCUACCUGGAAGAAGAGUUGACUAAAGCCAGGAAGAAGCCCAGCCUGAGGAGGGACAUGUACCUGAAGAUGAUAGAGGUGGAUCCGGACGCACCAACAGAAGAGGAGAAAGCUCAGCGUGCUGUCACCAAGCCCCGCUACAUGCAGUGGAGAGAGACCAUCAGCUCCACCUCUACACUGGGAUUUCGGAUCGAGGGAGUGAAGAAUGAAGAUGGGACUGUGAACCGUGACUUUAAGAAGACCAAAACUGAAGAGCAGGUCGUGGUAGCUUUCCAAGAGUUCACUAAGGGGAACAGAGUUGUUUUGAAAAAGUACCUUGAUCGCUUGAAGCAGAUUAAGGAUACAGUGGAGGUCUCGCCUUUCUUCAGGACUCAUGAGGUGAUUGGCAGCUCCUUGCUGUUUGUGCACGACAGGCGGGAACAGGCCAAGGUUUGGAUGAUCGACUUUGGGAAAACGAUGCCCCUUCCUGAGGGCCAGGUCCUGACUCACAGGACGGCGUGGGUGGAAGGCAAUCGGGAGGAUGGUUAUCUGUGGGGCCUCGAUCACCUCAUCGCCAUCAUGGAGAAUAUGUUACAGAAGCAGAACUGAGACCGAGCCGGAACGUUCUCCCAGGGAAUUGGACUGGUCCUUGUUUGACAGAGCACGCUGCACUACAGAAUGUUCUAGAACAGGCCCUCCCGCCUGCUUCCCCACUACAGUGGGGACAGUCUGGGCCAUAACGUUAUGUGGCCAAGAUCUUCAGGAUUAAUGAAUUCCCUCUCCUGCCUUAUUUAACCUCCCUCGUGCUCCUUCCCAUCUGUACUUUACUUUACUCCCUUUCCCCUUCCCACAUCCAGUUCCAUUCCCUAAGCAAUUACCCCUAACCCGAUCAGUCCUGAGGCAGAAAACAGUGAGAGAGUGAGGGGGAGAGAGAGAGAGAGAGAGAGAAGGACAAGUCAGCUCAAGGGCAGCUCAAAACUUCCCAGCCCGUCAGCGCCACCAACAUGCUGUAUCGGUCUAACCCAAGCCCCAGGUGCAAACGUGAAUCAAAAUGACGGAGCAUUUUACAACAGACAGACGGGCUAUUUAGCCCAGCAGUUCUGUGACAGCAAGAGCACGCAGUGAGCCUUUGUUGGGUGGGAGGUACAAACUGGUGGAUGGUCGUAUCCUUGUGCAUACAGAAGUCGGGAUUUAAAAUGGCCACCUAAAGCUCUCCUGCUGUUUCUGUACGCUGUGUUUGCUGGAAGCACGAGCUGGGCCCAAUUCCCACUGACCAGUCUGGUUCUUUCGGACCCAGUUCUCUCUGGCUGAGCCUAAUUCUCACAGACCAGGCCAAGUUGUCACAGGCCAGGCCUGGUUCUCUCAGACCUGAACUAGCUUUCACAGACCGGGCCUAGUUCAGGCCUAGUUCUCACAGACUGGGCCUAGUUUUCGCAGACCGGGCCUAGUUCUCACAGGCCAGGCCUAGUUCUGUCAGACCUGGCCUAGUUCUCUCAGACCUGACCUAGUUUUCACAGACCGGGCCCAGUUCAGGCCUAGUUCUCACGGACCUGGCCUAGUUCUCACGGACCGGGUCUAGUUCUCAAGGACUGGGCCUAGUUCUUACAGACCAGGCCCAGUUCAGGCCUAGUUCUCUCAGACCUGACCUAGUUUUCACAGACCGGGCCCUGUUCAGGCCUAGUUCUCAAGGACUGGGCCUAGUUCUCACAGACCAGGCCCAGUUCAGGCCUAGUUCUCACGGACUGGGCCUAGUUCUCACAGACUGGGCCUAGUUCUCAUAGACCGGGCUCAGUUCAGGCCUAGUUCUCACAGACCAGGCCCUGUUUUCACAGGCCAAGCUUAGUUAACAGAGGCCAGGCCCAGUUCACACAGGCUCUGCUUCUGUUUCCUUGCCCAUUUUUCCCAUUCUCCACAUGCAGUCCUGAUGCAUCAAGGGGCUGCUUAGUCCCUCAGAGAUUUGCUGCCCAGGGCAAAAACCAGUCAAUAGAAGAAACCCAGUAAUACUUGGAAAUUAAUGUACUGUUUGUAUGGGUGCUUCAUUUGAAAGUGUACAAGAUGAUUUGGGCCAGGUUUCUUUCAACUGUGGGUUAUGAAGUGAGAUUGGACAGAGUGCUCCGUGGAGCAGAGGAGACUGAGUGGCGGACAUUACUGAGCUGUAUAAAAUAACGAGGGUCAUAGACAGGAAGGAACCUUUCCCCUUGAUGGAGGGAUCAGUGUCCAGGGGGCAUAGAUUUAAGGUAAGGGGCAGAAUGUUUAGAGGGGAUGUGAGGAAGAGGUUUUUUUUCCCAGAGGGUGGUGGGAAUCUGGAACUCACUGACUGUAAGGGUGGGAGAGGCAGAAACCGUCAUUACGUUGAAGAAUUAUUUACAUUUGCACUUGUGAUGCUAAGGCCCACAAGGCUAUGGGCCAGGUGUUGGAAAACAGGAGUAGAAUAGUUAGGUCGUGGUUUUGGACCAGCCCAUAUUCGAAGGGCCGAAUGGCCUUUUUCUGUGCUGGGGAUUUCUAUGAUUCUAACUGGCUGAUGCUUGACUCUCAGACAAACCAGCUCUGAUUUGUUUUAUUUGAAUCCCCCGUUUUUUUAAUAUUCUUCUAUCUGAUAAAUUGAAAUGUUCAAAGCAGAUCCGACAGGAAAAGACUGAACCAUCUUUCUGUGUCCCCAGUGAUU